GCAAUUUCGCCGCUUGGUGGCAGCGCCCAUCAUGAUGAUGCUGGCGCGUGCUCGGGGCCUCCAGCAGCGCUGGCGCAGUAGCCUCUCGCCGGCGUACACCAAGCUGCUCGAUAUCGUACGCAUCGAGCGCAACCUCCAGGCGCCGCGCUCCGAUGUCACGUACCUUCCGACCAAGUACCAGGUUCCUUUUGACGACGCCUUACCAUCGCACUCGCACGGACACACCAUUGACGUCUCGGCGCUGCGGGGAAGUUUAAACGAGCUCAAGCACUCGCGACACACGAAGCUGCAUGGCAACGUGCUCGUCGCCCAGGACUUUGUUUUGCCAGACAACGACCCGCUAUGGUCCAAGGAUGCGUGGGGCUUUAAGCUCGGAAUCUUUGUCUCGACUCUUCGGUCGGGAGGUCGUGACAAGUGCCCCGCGCCGCGCCGUGCUGGACUCGACGCUCUUGGUUUCGUCAGGGACUGGCUUGAAAAGAGCUGGAACCUCCGGAUCCAAGCGCUCACCACGUACAAGGAGCUCCACGGUGACCUUAUCGUGCCUCAGUCGUUUGUGGUUCCCGACGAUGAUGUCGCAUGGCCGACCGAGAUGCGCGGGAUGCGCCUCGGCCUUGCCGUCAACUACAUUCGCCACAGAGAAGAGGAAUGUCCACUGGAGCGCAAGGCACAGCUCGACGCCCUUGGGUUUGAGAGGGACUGCCUCGAAGAGAACUGGAACUUUCGCAUUGCCGCGCUCACCAAGUACAAGGAGCUCCACAGUGACCUUCUUGUGGCUGCUUUGUUUGCGGUUCCCAACAAUGACGCUGCGUGGCCGAAUGAGUUUUGGGGCAUCAAAAUCAGUAGUAUGGCGUUGAACCUCCGCGGACGCGAAUCUUUAUGUCCACCCGAGCGCAAGGCCGAGCUGGACGCCCUCGGAUUUCGCUGGAAGAUCAAAAGCACUUGA
Messenger RNA from Saprolegnia parasitica CBS 223.65, 943 nucleotides. RefSeq lists its product as hypothetical. The record is from RefSeq and is a predicted model, not a curated record. The transcript has 3 exons. The coding region runs from base 32 to 943 and encodes 303 amino acids. Lineage: Eukaryota; Oomycota; Saprolegniomycetes; Saprolegniales; Saprolegniaceae.